AUGUCGAGCUAUGCUCCAAUUGAUUCAAGCAACGACGAUACCGGUAGUAAAGCAGACAUCCAUGUCGACACAGAUGCGGUGAGCCAACUAACGUUGCUGAACGCGUUCGAUUCUGAUCCGGAAUACGACAUCACUGCUGUAGACAUCUGGGAUCAUCGCCGCGAGUCUUCCCUUAGCUUUGCAGCCUAUGUAAAAUUCUGCAUUAUCUUGGGGUGGAAAGAGUGUGUGCGUGUCUCAGCAUGGCUAUGGAGGAAGAGUUGGACUGCCGAGAUAUGCAGCUUCCUGUUCGCAAUAGCUUCCCUUGUUGGCCUUGUUCUUUUCCUCUCGAUCCAUCACGGACAGCCUAUACCUGAGUGGCCGCACCUCAUUACCAUCAACUCGGUCGUAUCUUUGUUUGCGCUUUGUAUGAGGAUCGGGGUAGGCGUGGUACUCGCCGAAGGUUGCAUCAGUCAAUCAAAAUGGCACUGGUUUGCCAUUCCACGAGCCCUGCAUGACAUGGAACGAUUUGACCUUGCCAGUCGUAGCGCUUUGGGCUCUUCACGUUUACUGUAUUUUUUCGCGCGGCAAGGCAUCUUCUACGUCGCCAUUGUUGGCGCCCUUGCCAUGGUUAUGGUAUCUUUGACCGGGUUUUUCUUGCAGCAACUGGUCCAAUUCGAUGAUUGUCUCCAGCCGAACAACACCAUGGUUCCCAGAGUAUCGAAAACCAACUCCUAUUCCAGAGCAGGAGCACUAGCUGCAUUCAACUUGACUACAGAAAACGAGCCUUUCAUGGGUAUGGUAGCUGCGAUUAACGUCGCAUUCUUCCAGGCUCCCGAAGAUUAUACGAAUGUGCUUUCACAAAGAUGCACAAGUGGGUUUUGCACUUUCCCGAUGAACAACGGAACAUCCUUCACCACUGUGGCUAUAAGUCACCUGUGCGAAGACCUCACAUCAAAAGUCUCCAUUUCGACGCCGUCUUUGUCUCGAAGAGGCAUAGCAUCUCUGACAGAUGAUGCCGGUGCUCUAAUCGAGCUCGACUUAGACAGCGAUACUAUCGUUACCGCACGAACAAAUCCAAGAAAACGAGAGUCUUUGUCCUCGCUGACUACGGUAUACAUAAUCAACAGGUCACUAGAUCCAAUCUCCUCGAAAUCUUCAUAUCUACGUCCAAGCUCGUCUGAUGUCGAGAUACUCAAAUGUUCUCUCUUUCCUUCCCUCAACACAUAUGGGGUCUCAAUUACUCGGUCUCUAAUAAAUGAGACCCUUAUCGAGAGCAAACCACUAGAGCCUUAUCAAACAAAAAAUUCGCAGGGCAUGAGCUAUUCCUUCCUCACGGCAUCGACGCACACUUUGCGCGAUGGAGCCCAAGAACCAUGCGUAGGAUCUGCAGCCUACGACCGCUUAUAUUUCGACUCCGAAUAUCACAAGUCAGACAUACUAGAUAAUGGAACAGUGAUUUACAACUCUUCGGCUCUUUAUUACCCGAGGGACUGUGUGUGGGGCUUCGGGGAAGCCGCUGCGACCGGUAUCCAACGUUAUUUCAACAGCAUCUUCGACAAUCAGACGCUGACGUUGACGGAUCUUAAAGAAAGCAAGUAUCGGUCAAUUCACCUACGUCAACUGUGGCAAAAUCAGACAAUGUCGUUGUCAAGGGCCGAGAAAGUCAUGAAAGACAUUGCAACGGCGAUGACAGCUGUGGUACGCACCGAGGGCUCGGAGGGUUCCAUCUGGGCUUUAGAUGGAACCAUGUUCUCUACCACAACAUGCGUGGACAUCAAAUGGCCGUGGUUAACCUUCCCGAUUGUCACCAUCGUGCUCACUGGGGUUUUCCUUGUGUUCAUGGUCUGGGAGAAUCGCGAUGUAGCGAGCGACAGGCUGUGGAAGAGCUCGGUCCUUGCAACGUUGUUCUGUGAGGUCGAGCAUGCUCGCAUGGAUGAGACCAGGACUAUAUGUAAGGAAGCGAUGAUUGAUAUGGCGAAGUCUACGAGUGUCAGUGUCGAAGGUGGAAAGGGGACGCUGAAACUUGUGGCACGUGGAUAG
Molecule: messenger RNA, 2019 nt
Organism: Boeremia exigua
Lineage: Eukaryota; Fungi; Ascomycota; Dothideomycetes; Pleosporales; Didymellaceae
Exons: 3
Coding region: 1-2019 (672 amino acids)
Source: RefSeq, a predicted model, not a curated record